This is a messenger RNA of Effrenium voratum, 1959 nucleotides long. The record is from the annotation of a GenBank genome assembly. Lineage: Eukaryota; Dinophyceae; Suessiales; Symbiodiniaceae.
AGCUUUUUCAGCAGUGAUUUUGGCGCACUGGAUGCCGCAGAGCUUUUCCAGCAGUUAUUUUGGAUUCUUUAUGUUAUGGAGAACGCGCUGGGCGCCGUGGGCGAGGCUCAGGCCUCGGCCGUACAGCACAUGGCGAUGCAGCAGCUGAUGCCCGGCAUGGGUUUGGCAAGCUGCGGGGUGCCGGUGAUCUGCUGCGAGGUGGAGGAGGAAGAGGAGGACACGACCGCCACAGGUCGUUUCCUGAGGCUCUGCGUUCAUCACGGCAAGAACUUGCCGAAAGUGGCGUGUUUCGCGGAGGUUGUCUUCGACACCGGCAAGGCCUCCGAGGUCCGUGAGCGCAGUGCGCCAGUGGGCGCCUGCUUCUGUCCCACCUGGGACCUGCAGGUGGAGCACUCCCUGCGUCGCAAGCUGCCGAGUGUGGAGGUGCUGAUCAAGACCAGCGGAUGCAUCCCGCGACAGGUGGCCCACGGAUGGCUGGUGCCGGUGGAAAACGGCAGCGAGGUGCAGGUGGUAGAGCUGGAGCUGGGAACUUCGACGGGCUUCUGUGAGGAGGAGGUCCAGAAGGUGGUGGUGGCCUAUCAGCUGGUGAACUCCGGUGACCUCAGGCUGGACCUGGCACGGGCGGCGGACCUGGGCACCGCUGGGGUGCAGCAGAGCAAGUUCCGGCUGCAGGCGCUGGUGCGGGGCGUCCAGUUCAAGCACAGUCUGAAUGCUGGCGAGGAGGUUCGCCUGAGGGUCUACACCAUGCACAGCUCUGGGCUCACGGAGGACAAAGAGAUCAGACGGUCCGUGGACGCCGAGGCGAAGAGCGUCAAGAAGUUUGAGUUCGGCGACUCCGCAAAAGGGGACGAGGAGAUGCUGUGGGAGUUGGUGGCCAGCGAGGUGAGCCUCGGCCGCUACGACCUGGUGGUGGAGGCGUAUUUGCGACCCGAGGGCACUGAGGCGGAGGUGGUUGGAGUCUGGUCGGAGCCCUUGAACCAGCUGUAUGACACCAUCCAGAGCAGGCAGCUGAAGUUGCUCUUCCGCGCGCAUCUCCGGAAGGGCCUGCGGCACACGGGCUACUUGGAGCUGAUGCUGGACCUCCACCGCGUCUCCGAUGCGCCCCACCAGACCCCGCUGAUCGCGCAGAACCGGAAGGCCGUGCUCCAGGCGCGCAAGGGCCGGCGAGAGGAAGGAGACGAGCAGUUCUACGUGCACGUGGCGGCACUUGGGCUACAGGUCCCCUGUCCGUACUUGAAGGUCAUUUCCGCUGGCGAUUCUGGAGCCACGGACGAGUUUGAGGCGGACGAAUCCAAGAAACGAUGUGGCGAGUGGGUGAAGUCCUUGCCGGUGAAAACUACAUCGUCCAACUCUCAGGUGCGCCUGGAGCUCUGGGCCGACUCCUCCGAGACUCUGCUCUUGGGCCAGACCCUGAUCUUCGAUGGCUUCCCGGACCGCCCCCCCUGCUGGCGCCACCUCUUCGGCGCUGCCGAGCUCGCCAGGGAGCCGGAGGCGGCCGAGAAGAUGGCGCGGGGCCGCCUGGAGCCCAGCACCCACCGGGCCUCUCUGCAUGUGACGUUCAGCCGGUUCUCUGGAAAACUGCCGGAGAAGCUGUCGGAGAUGCGGAACACCCAGACCCCAGUGCAGCUCACGGUGCGCUUCUACCGGGCCCUGUAUUUGGAUAGGUACGCAGGUUCACGCGUGCAGGUGCGUGUCCAGCUUGCGGGAUGCAUGGCGGGGGAGAGCAAAGACGUCUUGGCCUUCGACGCAAAAGUGGACGAAAGGGGCGUGGCGCGCUUCUCUGAGUCAGGCGCCCACGGGAAGACCAAUGCUUGGGUGGAGAAGAGCAGCAGCCUGCUGUCAAUUCCGCAGGACGUGAGCAGUGCCUACUUCUACAUCGUGCGGCAGGGCGAGGAGGGCUAUGCGCCGGAGGUCUACGGCAAAAUUCCUUUGUCCUUUUCCAAGGCGAAGGUGGACUGG